UAAAUAAAGUUGGAUUGGAAUAGAAAAAAAGCCGUUGCCAUGACACCGUCUUUUGUUUACAUGUAGCCGAGGGCUGGAUGCGUAGCUCGGCGUAGCUAACAGCUUUAACUUCUGGUCGUUGCUACGUUACUACCGACAUUUACGAGCCUGCCAGCCUAUUUCACGAUGCCACCCAAGACUAAAAGCAAAAAGGCAGCGAAGGUGAAGUCGUCUGCCGUGGUGGACGGCCUAUCGACGGAUGAGAUGUCCAAGGAUCAGCUGGAGGAGCACAUCAUCCGGCUCCGAGAGGAGCUGGACCGAGAGCGGGAGGAGAGGAGCUACUUCCAGCUGGAGAGGGACAAGAUCCAGGCAUUCUGGGAAAUCUCCAAGAGGAGCCUGGAGGAGACGCAGGCCGAGCUGAGGAACGGACAGCGGGAGAGAGACGAGGCCGAGGAGCGCCACCGAGUGGAGAUCACUGUGUACAAGCAGAAGCUGAAGCACGUCCUGUCCGAACACCACGACAACAUCUCGGGGCUGAAGAUGGACGCCGUGGCGUCGACCUCGCUGAUCCAGAACCAGCACACCGUGUCGGAGCUCGGGCUCCGGAGAGAAGUGCACGGCCUGCAGGCCGACUUCAGACACAACAAGGUCCACAACCAGAACUGCACCCAGGACCUCAAGCUGAAACACCAGGUGGAGUUAAUGGAGCUGGCCAACGACUACGAUAGAAGAAUCAGAGAAAUUGAGGUGAAGUAUUACAAGAAAAUGCAGUCGAUGAUCGACGCGGAGGGCAAGAAGCGGCGGGCCGAGGUCAACGAGAUCGAGGACCGGAUGAAAAGCCGCGUGGUGGCGCUGACAGAGGAGCACGACAGAGCGCUGCGAGGCGCUGAGGAGUACUACUCUGCUGUUCAAACCAAACUGCUGGCGGAUCAGAAGGUGCUCAAGGAGGAACUUGCGGAGGCGACGAAGCGCCAGGCGCGAGUGGACAGAGAGCUUUCGGCAGCCGAGCAGGAGAACAAACGUCUGAGCGAGUCUCUGCAGGACGUCCAGCGGAAGCUGCCCGAGCUCCGCAAACAGCUGGACGACUACAACCAGGCCAAGGCCAAGAUGGCGACGAGUAGAGCUCGAGUGAAGGUCGCUGAAAAGGAGCUGAGAGAUCUGACGGUGGAGCACGAGCUGCUGCUGCAGGCGUUUGAGAAGCUUCAGCAGGAGCGGGACGAUCUGCUGAAGAUGCAGACGGAGGCCAUCCUGGACGUGCAGCAGAAGUGCGGACUGAAGGAGUUGCUGCUGGAGAGGAAGUUGGCGGCGCUGACGGAAAUUGUGGAGAAGAAGGAGGCGCAGCUCUGCGCCGCGCUGUCGGCCUCCAACGUCGACCAAACUGCGGGCGGCAGCGCCGCAAACAAACUCGAGGAAAUACUGGCGUCUAAACGAGCGUCCAUCGACGCCUUGCAGAGCGACUUGGCUCGAGAUUGUAAGGAGUACGACGGGCUGCUGCAGAGCUGCCAGGAGAAGCUGAAGGCUUCGGGAGUCCCUCUGAACGACUUCUCCUUCCGGCCGUCGGAGCAGAUCCUCAGGGGACGGACCUCUCCGGGACCGGCCUCCGAACACUGAAACCCCUCCACGGGUU
Messenger RNA from Sander lucioperca (pikeperch), 1606 nucleotides. Its product is annotated as dynein regulatory complex subunit 4-like. Lineage: Eukaryota; Metazoa; Chordata; Actinopteri; Perciformes; Percidae. Gene Ontology annotation, molecular function: microtubule binding; small GTPase binding. Gene Ontology annotation, biological process: flagellated sperm motility. Gene Ontology annotation, cellular component: motile cilium; Golgi apparatus; microtubule. The transcript has 11 exons. The record is from RefSeq and is a predicted model, not a curated record. The coding region runs from base 166 to 1590 and encodes 474 amino acids.